Gastrolobium bilobum is the source of this 2158-nucleotide messenger RNA. RefSeq names its product lycopene epsilon cyclase, chloroplastic. The record is from RefSeq and is a predicted model, not a curated record. The transcript has 11 exons. The coding region runs from base 230 to 1825 and encodes 531 amino acids. Gene Ontology annotation, biological process: carotenoid biosynthetic process. NCBI's taxonomy places the organism in Eukaryota, Viridiplantae, Streptophyta, Magnoliopsida, Fabales, Fabaceae. Gene Ontology annotation, molecular function: oxidoreductase activity, acting on paired donors, with incorporation or reduction of molecular oxygen.
ACCAUAUGAUACCAUAUCCCUCUUCCUCUGAGGCUGAAACUGCUAACCCCCGGAGAGAGAAAGAGUGAGAGAUCGUAAUGCGAGGGACGUCGUCGUUUUAAGACUCGAGUUAAUGAAAGUACAGGCUUGGUGGUUGGGAGUAGUUGCUUAAAUGCCUUGGUGAGGAGCAAGGAGUGAUUAAAAGCAGUGCCGUAAACCCAAAAACGACAAAAAAAAAAUCCCAACGAUAAUGGAGUGCGUUGCAACGAGAAACUUGGCGGCAAUGGCGUUUUGCAUAAGCCCUUCUUCGAGGUUGCGGUUACGAAGGAAGAAGCUGCUUUCGUUGUUCGGUUGGCAUAACCGUCACUCGCAUUCGCACUGUGUGAAGGUUGAAGCCAAAGCCGGCGCAGGGAGCGAGAGUUGCGUGGCCACCAAGGAGAACUUCGCCGACGAGGAAGAUUACGUUAAGGCCGGUGGCUCCGAACUCGUUUUCGUCCAAAUGCAGCGGAAGAAAUCCAUGGAAAUGCAAUCCAAGCUUUCGGAUAAGUUGCCACCUAUCUCCAUAGGAGAUGAUAUACUGGAUCUAGUUGUGAUUGGUUGUGGUCCGGCUGGUCUUGCUCUGGCUGCUGAAUCUGGCAAGUUAGGAUUAAAAGUCGGGCUUAUUGGUCCGGAUCUCCCUUUUACAAACAAUUAUGGUGUGUGGGAGGACGAAUUUAAAGGUCUUGGACUUGAAGGUUGUAUUGAACAUGUUUGGAAGGAUACUAUUGUGUAUCUUGAUAAUAAGGAUCCCAUUUUAAUUGGACGUUCUUAUGGGCGUGUCAGUCGGCAUCUGCUUCAUGAGGAAUUGUUAAGAAGGUGUGUCGAGUCAGGUGUGUCAUAUCUUAACUCAAGAGUAGAAAGGAUUGUUGAGGCUAGCAAUGGUCAUAGUCAUGUUGUCUGUGAAUAUGAUAUUGUAGUGCCCAGCAGGCUUGUUACUGUUGCAUCAGGAGCAGCUUCAGGGAAACUGUUGCAGUAUGAGGUAGGGGGUCCAAAGGUGUCUGUCCAAACAGCUUAUGGUGUGGAAGUUGAGGUGGAAAACAAUCCUUAUGAUCCAAGCCUUAUGGUUUUCAUGGAUUACAGAGACUACAUGAAGCAAAAUGUUCAAUGUCUAGAAGCAAAUUAUCCAACAUUUCUUUAUGCGAUGCCCAUGUCUCGUACAAGAGUGUUCUUUGAGGAAACCUGUUUAGUGUCAAAAGAUGCCAUGCCUUUUGAUUUAUUAAAGAAAAAGCUCUUUUCAAGAUUAAAUACGAUGGGGAUCAGAAUUACAAAGACUUAUGAAGAGGAAUGGUCUUAUAUUCCAGUCGGUGGAUCCUUACCAAACACAGAGCAAAAGAACCUUGCAUUUGGUGCAGCUGCCAGCAUGGUGCAUCCAGCCACAGGCUACUCUGUUGUGAGAUCUUUGUCAGAAGCUCCAAAAUAUGCUUCAGCAAUUGCUAGUAUUUUGAAAGAAGGCCGUGAAACGGAUAUUAUUACUCAUGAAAGAAGUAAGGAGAAUCUAUCUAUGCAAGCUUGGAAUACACUUUGGCCACAAGAAAGGAAACGGCAGAGAGCAUUCUUUCUGUUUGGAUUAGCGCUAAUUCUGCAGCUGGACAUUGAGGGCAUUAGAACAUUCUUUCGUACUUUCUUCUGCUUACCUAAUUGGAUGUGGCAAGGAUUUCUUGGCUCCUCUCUCUCUUCUAAGGAUCUUGUAUUAUUUGCAUUCUACAUGUUCAUAAUAGCACCAAAUAACUUGAGAAUGGGUCUAGUCAGACAUCUGAUUUCAGAUCCUACUGGGAUAACUAUGAUAAGGGCCUACUUAACGAUAUAGUAUGUUUCCAUAACUUCUUCCCCAUGUUAGGUACCCUGUAUUGGGAGACAGUUUAGAUUACAUUAGGAGCCAUAGAAGUGAGUAGUUUCUUGUAUGUACAUAUAUUUUACUAAAACCAGAUGUGUUCAUAUGAUUUUGAUAUCCCUUUUCUGCUAUUAAAUUGAAAGUGAUAGAUUCAAAGUUUGAACAUUUUCCCGUAUGUUAGUUUUUAUUUGUUUUUUGUUUUUGUGUUUUUUUUUUUUUCGGGUUGAUUCCAGCAUAAAAGUAUCAUGAUACUUUGUUAACUGAGAUGUUUAUUUUCAAGGAUAAAUUUGGUGAGUGCAGAUAGAGGAG